AUGUCGUCCCUCAACAUACCAGACGCCCCCAAUGCGGGCCUUUUCAAGGGCGGUUACAACAACUACGAUUCCGAAGAUGGUGCCAUCCUCCGAAAUAUCGACGCCUGCCGCGCCAUUUCUUCCACAGUCCAGACCUCCCUCGGGCCCUAUGGCCGUAACAAGAUUGUCGUCAACCACCUCCAGAAGAUGAUUCUGACCUCCGACGCCGCCACGAUCCUCCGCGAGCUCGACGUCGUCCACCCCUGCGCCAAACUCCUCGUGAUGGCCAGCCAGCAGCAAGAGGCCGAGAUGGGAGAUGCCACGAAUUUUGUCAUGGUCUUUGCCGGCGAGCUCCUUCGGAAAGCCGAAGAGCUCCUCCGAAUGGGUCUCAAGACGGCCGAUAUCGUCAGCGGCUACGAGCAGGCUCAGAAGCAUGCCCUCGAGGCGCUCGAGCUGCUCGUCGUCGACAAGGUUGAGGAUAUCCGCUCCGACGAGGAGCUCAGCAAGGCCAUCAAGACAGUCGUCGCGAGCAAGCAAAACGGCAACGAAGAGCUGCUCGCUGACCUCGUUUCCAACGCCAUUCUUGCCGUGCUGCCCAAGAACCCCGCCAACUUCAACGUUGACAACAUCCGAGAGCCUAACGGCUCGGUCAAGAAGGCCAAGAAGGCCAAGGUCGCUGUCUUCACCUGCCCCAUCGAUGUCAGCCAGACAGAAACUAAGGGCACCGUGCUUUUGAAGAACGCCAAGGAGAUGCUGGAUUUCUCCAAGGGAGAGGAGACGCAACUUGAGGCUGCUAUCAAGGAGCUUCACGAUGUUGGCUUGAGGGUUGUCGUCGCCGGUGCGCAGGUUGGCGAUUUGGCCCUGCACUACCUUAACCGCUACGGUAUCCUCAUCAUCAAGAUUCUCAGCAAGUUUGAGUUGAGGAGAAUCUGCCGCGUAGUUGGAGCCACUCCUCUGGCUAGGCUAGGCGCCCCCAUGCCCGACGAGAUGGGUACGAUAGAUGUCGUCGAGACCCUCGAGAUCGGAGGAGACCGCGUCACCGUCUUCAGGCAAGAAGAGGAAACAACAAGGACAGCAACCAUUGUCCUGCGAGGUGCGACUCAGAACUACCUUGACGACGUUGAGCGCGCGGUAGACGACGGCGUCAACGUGGUUAAGGCCAUUACAAGAGACCCCCGACUGGUACCCGGAGCGGGUGCCACCGAAAUCCAACUCGCCUCUCGAAUCACCGCUCUUGGUGAGAAGACGCCCAACCUUCCUCAAUACGCUAUUAAGAAAUACGGUGAGGCCUUUGAGGUCAUUCCUCGCACCAUUGCCGAGAGCGCCGGCCUUGAUGCUACCGAAGUUCUUAGCCGGCUCUAUGCUGCGCACCACAAGCAAGAGAACUGGGAUACUGGUGUCGAUGUCGAGAACGAGAAGCGAACCGGUGUCUUGGAUACCAGGAAGGAGAGCAUCCUUGACCUCCUCAUCUCCAAACACUGGGCUAUCAAGCUUGCUUCUGAAGCCGCGAGGACUGUCCUAUCAGUCGACCAAAUCAUUGUCGCCCGACAGGCCGGCGGGCCUAAGCCUCCAGGCCCUAACCCCAACUGGGAUGAGGAUUAA
Molecule: messenger RNA, 1581 nt
Organism: Parascedosporium putredinis
Lineage: Eukaryota; Fungi; Ascomycota; Sordariomycetes; Microascales; Microascaceae
Source: the annotation of a GenBank genome assembly